AACUCAGUGGCGCUGUCCGUGGUCCUGAAAUCAGAUGCAUUCACACAGAAGGAGCGAUACAUCAUUCAGUCCUGCAUUUACCAUCAAACAGAAACUUUUCCACCACGUCUAUAUCAGCUGGAGAUCUGGCUGUAAAAGCGGAGCACCUGCCGCAACUACCGACCACUGACGCAAUUAAGUCAGAUCUUAUUCUGUUUCACUAUUGUGAUUACUGACCUCUUUGGCUCUGCCACAAAGUAAUUAAGGGACAUUCAAAUGUGUGAGAGACUAUUUUAGACGAUAUUUCUGAAUCGACCUAAAAAAAAAAAAAAACCGUGGUGAGUGCAACACCUGCCUGUAGUUACUCGACACCAGUGCCAAACAUUCCUCCUGAAUAUAACUCCAUAGGCUCACUGUUUGUCUUUAUAAAUGAAUGUUCUCUUCGUGUUAAAUUACGCCUAUUAUCCUUCAAAGCAAGUGUUAGGACGGCUCUUCCCUCCCUGUGUGGAGUCCGUAUUGAUGCGCCGGAGGGGAGCUUUGCGCUCAUAGGGGAGGGACGAACGAAGUGAAGUUCGGAUCAGAUCAGGAAGGUGCGCACCGGCAGAUCGAGACAGACGGCACCAGGGGAGAGACGCACGUUUUCAUGCCAUUACGCAUUAUUUCUUUGGCUCAUUGAUUGAACCGAUAGAGUUCAUUAAGAAGAAAGUGAAGAGGAUCCUCAAGCGACACGGGGGGAGAGAUGCAGCCGGCGGCGAGAUGGACUUUGCUGCUUCUUCACGUGGGUUUGAUAGCGCAAGACUGCUUUUCAUCCAAGGCAGAGGACCGGCUCUUCAGGAAACUGUUCAGAAGAUAUAACCAGUUCAUCAGACCAGUGGAGAAUGUGUCUGACCCCGUCACUGUGGAGUUCGAGGUCUCCAUCUCGCAGCUGGUCAAAGUUGAUGAGGUGAAUCAGAUCAUGGAAACAAAUUUAUGGCUUAGACAUAUUUGGAAUGACUACAAGCUGCGAUGGAUGCCGGCGGAGUUUGACGGAAUUGAGUUCAUUAGAGUUCCAUCGAACAAGAUCUGGAGACCCGACAUUGUGCUCUACAACAAUGCUGUAGGUGAUUUUCUGGUGGAGGAUAAGACCAAGGCUCUGCUGAAGUUUGAUGGUACCAUCACCUGGGUUCCUCCAGCCAUUUUUAAAUCUUCUUGCCCCAUGGACAUCACCUAUUUCCCCUUCGACUAUCAGAACUGCUCCAUGAAGUUUGGCUCUUGGACUUAUGACAAAGCCAAGAUUGACCUGGUACUUAUUGGGUCUAAGGUGAACCUGAAAGACUUCUGGGAGAGUGGCGAAUGGGAAAUCAUUGACGCUCCAGGCUACAAGCAUGAUAUCAAAUACAACUGCUGUGAGGAGAUCUACCCAGACAUUACCUACUCCUUCUACAUCCGGCGCCUGCCACUAUUCUACACAAUCAACCUCAUCAUCCCCUGCCUCCUCAUCUCUUUCCUCACAGUGCUGGUUUUCUAUCUCCCGUCUGACUGUGGAGAGAAGGUCACGCUCUGUAUCUCCGUCCUGCUCUCCCUCACUGUGUUCCUGCUCGUUAUCACCGAGACCAUCCCCUCCACGUCGCUGGUCAUCCCGCUCAUUGGAGAGUAUCUGCUCUUCACAAUGAUCUUCGUCACGCUCAGCAUCGUCAUCACUGUGUUCGUGCUAAACGUACACUACCGCACGCCAAUGACCCACACUAUGCCGGAUUGGGUGCGCUCUGUGUUUCUCAGAGUGCUGCCGAGGAUUAUGCUGAUGCGGAGACCGAUUGACGAAGACAGCAAGGCUGGGGGGUUGGACAGCAGUGGGGAGGCAGGAGGAGCUGGAGGGGGAGGAGGAGGCGGAGGAGGGAAAGGAGGGAAGAAAAGAAAGAAUAGCUUGAUGCAGCAGGUGGGAGGAGGCUCCCUCAACUGUCUGGAGUUCGGGGACAGUAAGUUCUCAUCUGUGGAGGGCUGCACUGGGAAGAAAGGCUCUUGCCCCUGCCAGAAUGGGAAGGAGACCCCAGAAACACCAGACAUGGGGAAAAUAACACGUCAGCUGAGUCCACAGAGUAUCAACACGGUGGUGGCAUUUUCUGUGGUCUCACCUGAAAUCAAACAGGCCAUUGAGAGCGUCAAGUACAUCGCUGAGAACAUGAGGAGUCGCAACAAGGCCAAAGAGGUGGAGGAUGACUGGAAGUACGUUGCUAUGGUGAUCGAUAGAAUCUUCCUUUGGGUGUUUGUGACCGUGUGCGUCGUGGGUACCGUGGGCCUCUUCCUCCAGCCGCUUUGUGGCUUUGUCUCCUAACUGACAAUCGAUCAGGGUUCACUGUCGCCCUGUGUAGACCAAUCAUGAACAAGGGACUAACUCUCAGUUCACAGUUGACCAAUCAGAAUACAGAGUUUUGAGUCCUAAAGCACUACUUGGUGUGCUGGUUUUACUUCUUGCCUAUUGCAGAGAACAGUAAUAUAGAAACAGUGAAGUUGAGAAAAAGGGUUUCAUAUUUUAAGAUUGGCUGGUAAACUGCGUAACUGAUACAUAAUGCCUUCAUUUUAUGCCUUUUAAGAAUGCUUAUUUUACUGUAUCUGCACUCUGCCUUUGGAUAAUCUUAAUGAUAUCAGUUGGAUAACACGAUAUCUACAAAGUGGAACACACUUUGUAGAUAGCUUUCUUGACUAUUCGAACAUUUAAUAAUAAAGUGAACUUUAUUUUAUUUAGUUGCAAUUCAUAGUUAACGGGAAUAAAAUGUAUCUCUGUUUUGUUUCCCAGUAUGUGUAACAUGGUAUAGAGCCCUAGCCAGAAAUAUAUGCAGUUGCUGUGUUAUUUUUCUUCUUUUUUUCCUAAAUUUUACAUGCUGUCUUCCCUGAAAUUAUUUCUAUUGCAUAAUAAAAAAGGUCUUACGGUAACUGAAAUUUGAACCAAAUAUUUCGUUGCUGUGUUUUAGCCUUGUAGUGUUGAUUCCUGCAAGAGGUAAGUUUGGCUAGGAUCAAAACUUGGCACAUCCAGUAGUCCUUCAGGACUGGAACCUGAGAAUUAACAUCCAACAGAUGUAAGUGAACUGGGAACUUUCCACAUCCAGUAGACUUGACACAAACUCUCUACCACUCUGAACUCAAUUCUGCAGCAGCCAGUUAACUCUCUCCCCCUUGAGCUGACUGAUGACUGUCAUACCUGCUCCCCAGUCUGAUUCAACAAGCUGCUCACUGUCAGAACCAAUCGCCAAUCACUGCUUUUUUGUGUCAUUUACAAUCAGAGUUCUGAUUUCUGGCACACUUGGCAGCGCUUAUAACAAAUAAGGGCAGGCUGUUCUUCUUUUUUGUAAUUAGAAACCAUGUGUUUAUAAAUGUUCUCUCUGAUUCAUUUUCCAAGAGGUAAUUGGUUAGCCUGGUAAAUACUGGAUUAAAUGCUACUUGAUUAGUUGCUCCUAAAAUAGCAUUACAUCUUUUAAUUCAUUAGAGGAUUCUAUCAUCCAAUUUAAUGGCUAUUAAUUUAAUCUUUUUUUUUUUCUUGUCACUUCUGAUUAAGUUUAUAAUUAAGACCAAACAUACAACGCAAGAAACAUGCAUGUCAGACAGUUUAAUUGCUUUGACCACAAAUGUUGUUGUUUGAUUACAGUACUAUAAAGGUACUGCUUAAUGUAUUCCAUUUUAUUUUAUCCCGAUACUUUUUGGUUAUAUGAUGAAGAAAUGCACAACUCAUGCUGAAGGGAGCAAACAUGUUUGUAAAAAUGAUUUUUGCCUUUCCUUUGUCUUUGAACUUAAAAUAAAUGCAAUAUUUGUUCAAAUAAAGUUAAUAGCAUUUGCUUGUAAAGGUUUUAAAA
Messenger RNA from Sander lucioperca (pikeperch), 3803 nucleotides. It is a transcript of the gene chrna6, whose product is annotated as cholinergic receptor, nicotinic, alpha 6. NCBI's taxonomy places the organism in Eukaryota, Metazoa, Chordata, Actinopteri, Perciformes, Percidae. Gene Ontology annotation, molecular function: transmembrane signaling receptor activity; acetylcholine-gated monoatomic cation-selective channel activity. Gene Ontology annotation, cellular component: synapse; postsynaptic membrane; neuron projection. The record is from RefSeq and is a predicted model, not a curated record. Gene Ontology annotation, biological process: signal transduction; monoatomic ion transmembrane transport; regulation of membrane potential. The transcript is spliced from 8 exons. Bases 719 to 2290 code for a protein of 523 amino acids.